This is a messenger RNA of Dendronephthya gigantea, 3690 nucleotides long. RefSeq lists its product as uncharacterized. NCBI's taxonomy places the organism in Eukaryota, Metazoa, Cnidaria, Anthozoa, Malacalcyonacea, Nephtheidae. Bases 1 to 3690 code for a protein of 1229 amino acids. Gene Ontology annotation, molecular function: nucleic acid binding. Gene Ontology annotation, biological process: DNA integration. The record is from RefSeq and is a predicted model, not a curated record. The transcript has a single exon.
AUGCCAGUGGUGUAUUCACGACCAUCUCUACCAAUCUCCCGCGACGCCAUCAGUAACCAGGAAGAUGUAAACCGCUGGCCACAUCUUGAAGGAUUAUCCUUGCCAGAGAUCGACGCCGAAAUCGGCCUGCUUAUCGGAAGCGACGUCCCCGAAGCAAUACAACCAAUGGAAGUACGACAAAGUGAGAGCGGAGGACCUUUCGCGACUCGGACCAUCCUAGGAUGGGUACUCAAUGGCCCUCUUGGUAGAGGAAAGAACACGUCAGCUACGUCCAACUUUUUGCAGAGCACUGCUCGUCUUGAGCAGCAAUUCCAGGACUAUUGCAACUUGGAGUUCAACGACUCGUCCUACGAUGCCAAACAGUCAAUGUCGCAAAAUGACAAGAGAGCGCUGGAAAUCAUGGAGGAAAGCGUCCAAUUGAAGGAGGGUCAUUACGAAAUCGGGCUGCCAUGGAAGAGUCAUCCGCCGCAACUCAAAAACAACAGACCGGUAGCGGAAAGACGACUAAGUCUUUUGAAGAAGCGUCUUCAACGAGAACCAGAAGUACACGAGAAGUACAAGGGCUUCAUGAACGAUCUUAUCAAGAAUGAUUACGCCAGCAAAGUCGAGAACCGCGAAGUCGACCAGUCAAGCAUUGCGUGGUACCUGCCACAUCACCCCGUGUUCCAUCCUCAGAAACCCGACAAGGUGAGAGUGGUAUUCGACUGCUCAGCCAAGUAUCACCAGACGUCUCUCAACGACCAGCUCUUACAGGGGCCGGACCUUACCAACUCGCUUGUUGGCGUCUUGACAAGAUUUCGCGAGGAGCGCGUGGCUAUGAUGUCGGAUGUCGAGGCCAUGUUCUACCAAGUCCGUGUCCCUUCUGAAGAUCGUAAGGCUCUGAAAUUCCUGUGGUGGCCGGACGGCGACCUGGAUCAACCAGUGCAGGAGUACGAAAUGAACGUACACCUAUUCGGAGGUGCCUCAUCGCCCAGCUGCGCAAACUUUGCCCUGCGGAGAACCGCCCAAGAUAACAAGGCCGAAUUCGACCCAGAAACAACCGAAACUGUCGAAAGAAAUUUCUACGUUGAUGACUGCUUGAAGUCCAUUCCAACAGAUCCGGAAGCGGUGAGAUUGGCAAACCAACUGCGGGAAUUGUUGGCAAGGGGAGGAUUCAGAUUAACGAAGUGGACGUCCAACUCUAAAGCCGUGCUGGAGUCACUACCAGAAUCAGAAAGAUCGGAGCAAGUCAAGGACAUGAACUUGGACAAAUCUCCUAUUCAGAGAGCCCUGGGUGUUCGCUGGAACGUAUCAUCAGACAAAUUCGGUUUCAGUAUUGUAGUGAAAGACCGUCCCGCAACCAGACGAGGCAUUUUGUCGGUGGUCAGUUCCGUUUUCGAUCCGCUGGGAUUUGUCGCUCCGUUUGUCCUUAAGGCGAAACAAAUCCUGCAGGACUUAUGCCGCUUGAAGCUCCGUUGGGACGACCCAAUCCCGGACGAACACCUGGCCCGCUGGCAAUCGUGGUUGAAGGAACUGCCGAAGCUCGAGGAUGUGCAAAUAGAUCGGUGUCUCAAGCCUACCAAUGACGCCAAGAUCAGUUCGUUCCAACUGCAUCAUUUCUCUGAUGCGUCGCAAGACGGCUAUGGAGCCGCCACCUACCUACGUGUAGAAGAUGAAGCCGGCAAUAUCAAGUGUUCGUUUGUAAUGGGGAAGUCCCGUUUAGCGCCAAUCAAACAAGUUACGAUACCUCGUCUGGAGCUUUCAGCAGCUGUUACAGCCACGAGACUGGAGAAGAUCUGUCGGGGAGAACUCACGCUCGAAGUGAACGACACGUUCUUCUGGACCGACAGCACGUGUGUCCUACGCUACCUACAGAACAAAGAUAAACGAUUUCAGACCUUCGUUUCCAAUAGAAUUUCUACGAUACUUGAUGCAUCUUCUACUUUCCAGUGGCAUUACGUCAACACCCUUGCCAAUCCAGCCGACGACGCAUCUCGUGGCGUGCCAGCGACACAACUCCAGCGAUGGAUACAGGGGCCGGAUUUCCUGAGCAAGCCAAGGGCCGCUUGGCCACAGCCACCCAGUGAUCUGAGCUUGGUCAUUGGAGACAACGACCCCGAGGUCAAGCGACAAUCCGCCACGUACACGAACAAAAUUUCUAAUCUACAUCCACUUGCAGAGUUAGUCAAGCAUUUCUCUUCUUGGAGUCGGCUGAAAAAGGUCCUAGCGCUGGUUUUGCGCUACCAGGCGAUCCUGAAACGUCGCGUCAUCCAGAAGAAGUUAAAUCCUGCUGAAGCGAUCGGGUUUUCAACGUCCAUCACGCCUAUUUCCGUGUCCGAAAUGGUCAACGCUGAGAAGGAAAUAAUUCGACAUGUGCAGCAAGAAUGUUUCAGCGAAGAACGAGAAUGCCUAGAAAGAAUAAACCAAAGUAGCGAUAAAGAUCGCAAGAACGUAACGGUUAAGAAAUCGAGCCGCGUGUUCCAGCUGGAUCCAGUAUUAAAGAAUGGGUUGGUACGUGUCGGCGGAAGACUGCGGAGAGCACCAAUAAACGACAACGCUAAACACCCUAUCAUCCUCCCGAAAGACCACCAUGUUAUUGGACUCCUUGUAAACCAUUACCACCACAUCGCGGGUCAUUCCGGCGUCGAGCACACGCUUUCCCUCAUCAGAGAAAGGUAUUGGAUCGUAGACGGAAGAUCAGCCGUGAAGAAGGUCAUCGGCAAGUGCCUCAGCUGUAAGAAACGUCAGUCAACAGUAUGCAAUCAAAAGAUGGCCGACCUGCCAGAAGACCGGGUAACGCCCUCGCUGCCACCGUUUACGUAUACAGGCGUCGACUGCUUCGGACCGUUCGAAGUAAAACGUGCGAGAAGUCGUGUCAAGCGGUACGGAGUGCUCUUCACUUGUAUGACAACACGAGCGAUCCAUCUAGAAGUGGCCCACACGUUGGACACCGACUCUUUCAUUGAUGCUCUCCGACGAUUCGUGGCAAGGCGAGGUCAACCUAUGGAGAUCCGCUCGGACAACGGAGGAAACUUCGUCAAGGGUGAACGAGUGCUAAGACAAGCCAUUGACGAAUGGAAUCAAGAACAGAUCCACGACUUCCUGCUUCAACGAAAUGUCAAGUGGACCUUCAACCCACCCGCUGGAUCUCACUUUGGUGGAGUGUGGGAGAGGUGCAUAAGAACCGUAAGGAAGGUCAUGAAGGCGCUGAUGACGGAACAAGUGCUUCACGACGAGAGCCUCAACACGUUGUUCUGCGAGGUAGAGUCCGUGGUGAACAGCAGACCGAUCACGAAGCUGUCAGAUGAUCCACGGGACGAAGAACCACUCACCCCAAACCACUUGCUUCUAUUACGUCACCAACCCGCCCUUCCACCCGGUGUUUUUGGAAAGGAAGACAAUCAGAACCGAAGGAGAUGGCGUCAAGUGCAAUAUCUGUGCAACCUGUUCUGGAGACGUUGGGUAAGGGAGUAUCUCCCCUUACUGCAGAAAAGACAAAAGUGGAACGCUUCGAAGAGGAACGUGGCAGUCAACGACAUCGUUAUGGUGCUAGACGACAGCAAACCAAGAGGAGUAUGGCCCUUAGCUCGGGUGUUGGAAGUGUACCGCAACAAGCGUGACGGACUGGUACGAUCCGUGAAACUGAAGACAAGCAGCAACGAGUUGGUGAGGCCUGUAGACAAGAUCGUCCUCCUAGAAGAAGCCGCCUGA